CCCAUUUGUAGCUCUUUCUGGCUCUGCCCCUGACAACGUAAGGCCUAAACUUUGCCCCGCCCGGAACUCGAUAAUUUUUCCUAUCCCCAAGAAAAUCCCCAAAUUGUUGGAAAAUUCUUUUUCCUGUUAAAAAAUUUGAAAAAAAAAAGGAAACCAUUCAGCGGCCUCCGCCUUCAAAAAAUUUCAACUCCGACGACGACCACGGCAGGUCGCACAGGUUUCAAUUCUCUCGUCUUCCCCCCUGAGAAGAACUCGUCGGCACAACAUCCAUAGCCGCCGCGGAAGGGGAGGACCGUCAAAACCCCCUAAUUCGACCUUCUUCCUUUUUGGUCGGAGAAAUGAGCAGUCAGGCCAUCCCUCCGCCUCCUCGGCGGAGCAGCGUGAGCCAUAAACGAGGUCUGUCGGCCUCCUCCAGGAAAUCCUCCGUCGCCGUCUCCGAAAACGGCAGCGCCAAUGGAACCUCCUCCAAGCCUAGCUCUCCUUCGUCUGCUGGCGGGGAGAGGACGGUGAAGAAAUUGAGGCUCUCAAAAGCUCUUACCAUACCUGAAGGCACCACCGUCUCCGAUGCCUGUCGAAGGAUGGCGUCCCGGCGCGUCACCGCCGUUUUGUUAACCGAUGCAAAUGCCUUGCUUUCUGGAAUCGUGACUGACAAGGAUAUCGCUGCUAGAGUAAUAGCCGAGGGAUUGAGACCUGAGCAGACGAUUGUGUCAAAGAUUAUGACGAGGAAUCCGAUUUUCGUUGCAUCCGACGCAUUAGCCAUUGAAGCUCUUCAGAAGAUGAUUCAGGGCAAGUUCAGGCACCUUCCAGUUGUGGAGAAUGGUGAAGUUAUUGCUUUACUAGAUAUUACAAGGUGUCUCUAUGAUGCUAUAUCUAGAUUGGAAAAGGCAGCUGAGCAGGGAACUGCAAUCGCUGCAGCCGUUGAAGAACGACAGUGGGGAAACAAUGCUCCUGCUCCAACAUUCAUAGAAACUCUGAAGGAAAAAUUGUUCAAGCCAUCCUUAUCAACGAUUAUUGGUGACCAGAAGGUUGCAAUAGCGGCACCAUCGGAUCCUGUCUCUGUUGCUGCCAAAAAGAUGAGAGAUUUGAAGGUUAACUCGGCUAUUGUGGCGACUGGGAAUAAAAUUAUUGGGAUACUAACCUCAAAGGAUAUUCUCAUGCGGGUAGUUGCUCAGAAUCUUUCUCCUGAGCUAACUUUGGCUGAAAAGGUGAUGACCCCAAAUCCUGAAUGUGCUACAUUGGAGACUUCAAUCCUUGAUGCAUUGCAUAUCAUGCAUGAUGGAAAAUUCUUACAUCUUCCUGUUGUCGAUAAAGAUGGAGUGGUUGCUGCAUGCUUGGAUGUUCUGCAGAUAACUCAUGCUGCAAUUUCUAUGGUUGAAAGCAGCGCUGGAGCUGUAAACGACAUGGCUAGUUCAAUGAUGCAAAAGUUUUGGGAUUCUGCACUCACUUCGGAUCCACCUGAUGAUUAUGAGACACAUAGUGAAAUGUCUGCUAUGAUGACAUCUGAAGCGACUGAACUUGGGAAGUCCGACCCAACCCUCGGUCUUGGGAGUUCCUUUGCUUUCAAAUUUGUAGACCUUAAAGGUCACGUUCAUCGAGUAAAUUGUAGUAAGUGGCUUUGCUUUUCAUUGACUGAAAGAAUUGAGGAUAUAUUAUAUCUGGCUUCGGAACUUCCCUCAGGUACCGAAAACUUGGCAGAACUUGCCUCUGCUGUCUUGCAAAGAAUUGGUGCAGCCGAAGAACAAGAUCACCCUCAUCUUUUGUAUGAAGAUGAUGAAGGUGAUAAGGUUUUGCUUGCUACAGAUUCAGAUUUAAUAGGUGCUGUUGGUCAUGCUAGAUCUGCAGGUUUAAAGGCCUUGAGACUGCAUCUGGAGUUUGCUGACUCGAGCCAGAAGACUGAACCAGAGUCUGUUACAACGACAGUGGAGACAACAAGUCAAUGGAGAUCUUACCAAUUUGGCCUCUUAGCUGGUGCAGGCGCCUUGGCAGGGAUCGGCGUGGUGGUCUACCUAAAACGAUCUUAGUUGUGAAGAGACCAGUUUCGGAUUACAGAGAAAUGGGAAAUUGUCAGGGAGAGAUUUGGAUUGGGAGAGCCUCAGGACAAAACCUGCCGAGGCUGAGAGGCUCAAUUGUACUCUGUAUUAUUGUAUAGCGCCUAUAGGUUUGACAUUGCAUAUAGAAGACUGAGGGAGGAGAACCUCAGCUGUCCCAGGGAGGUGGAAAUACUGAAGAUUAAGGUUAGGUUAAUGACAGCGUUGUUAUGGCUGCCAUUGUCGUCUCUUUUGGUCCCAGUUUUGCCGUUGUUAUGGCUGCACUUUGUAUACUUUGUAUCUUCUUCCUUCCUCACAUCUUAUCUCAUGAAGUGUAUAUCUCAAGGAUUAUCUAAUGAAACGUUCAUUUUUUAAGCAGUUUGAUUGCCUAAAAAACUGAUGGGCUAUGGCCUAUGGGUCUUCUGUACGCUGAGAAGUGUUACCCAACUGUUGAGCCGUUGGCCGGAUGCUUUUCUUGGAGGCUGACAAACUCGGACUGCUUGGCUAGUAAAAUGUGACGAAGACAAAGAUGAAGAAGGAAUGAGCAAGAAGGAAGAACGUGAAACCAUAUCCGAUUUGUACAACCUCCUCCGCCUCCCUCCGCCUCUUCAGUUGGAUUUGGAUGGAAGAACAAGACAGGUAUUGAAGGAUAUCCUCGACAGUGCUUAUCAUCACAACCUCUCUUGCAGCGAGGUAUCGAACCCUUCACCACGCAACACGCUGCUCUGCAGUCUACACCCUGAUCCCGCCACUACUAAGCAGCAGCAGCAGCAGCAACUGGUUUCAGACAUGUCCAGACUCGCUGUCUCCUCCUCACAUUCGGACUACCCUCCACCCCGGAUUAAACGAUGUCGUCUCUGCUCUAUCCAAGCCAGCAACCCGGUGCCAUCAUCAGCAACAACAGCCAGCCAACCGCGGCUGCAGAAACCUAGCCAGGUUACUCCAUCGUCUCAACCCUGGCUUACCGGUUCGAAUCUGUGUUACUCGACCGAAAGUUAUGUUGAUGGGUUUGGAAGACCAGGACGACAACAACAACAACAACACAAUUGCUGUUGUCAAGAUUGUAGAGUACAAGCAAGUAGUAUUGUUGAACUACGCAGGGCUGCUGACUUGGCCAUGCCAGCGGUGAGCGACACAAGACAGGAAGUUGAGACUAAUGGUCGUCGACAAACAAUUCGGAAACGAAUGUUGGAGGAACCCAAGCCGCCAGCACGAGGAGUUGAAUCUUCUUCACAGGGAUUCCAGGAUGAGAAUGUUGUUCAUCUGAGCGACACCAUGAAUGGGAGAAAUGUCUCAGGAAGGCUACUAGUGAAACAGAAUACAAGAUCUCGACCGUUGGAGGAAUGUCAGUAUGUUGAUGGUUUAACCGCUCCGAGGAUGGAUGGUAUCACCAAAAUUCCAACCAUGAAAGCAGCAAAGGAGACCAACGAGAAGCAGAUGCCCAACCCAAAUGAUCAUAGUCUGGCCAAGGCACAGAGUCGCAAGAAACAUCUCAAGGAUUCGACAGCCAUAAGGCCUGCAAUGAUUGACUAUCAUAUU
Messenger RNA from Linum tenue, 3566 nucleotides. The record is from the annotation of a GenBank genome assembly. Lineage: Eukaryota; Viridiplantae; Streptophyta; Magnoliopsida; Malpighiales; Linaceae.